This is a messenger RNA of Rhopalosiphum padi (bird cherry-oat aphid), 1853 nucleotides long. RefSeq names its product protein disulfide-isomerase (gene Pdi). NCBI's taxonomy places the organism in Eukaryota, Metazoa, Arthropoda, Insecta, Hemiptera, Aphididae. Gene Ontology annotation, biological process: protein folding; response to endoplasmic reticulum stress. Gene Ontology annotation, cellular component: endoplasmic reticulum. Bases 1 to 1521 code for a protein of 506 amino acids. Gene Ontology annotation, molecular function: protein disulfide isomerase activity. The record is from RefSeq and is a predicted model, not a curated record. The transcript is spliced from 9 exons.
AUGAUCCUUCACGUAGCGUUUGCAGCGUUCCUGUUUGUAAACUCGGCGAUCGCCGACGCCGGUGUCCAGGAACAGGUGGCCGUCGAAUCUGACGAGGGCGUACUUGUGUUAACAAAAGACAACUUCCAAAGUAUUGUCUCGUCGUCCGAAUAUCUACUCGUCAAAUUCUAUGCACCAUGGUGUGGUCAUUGCAAACAAUUAGCACCAGAAUAUGCAAAUGCAGCUCAACAUUUAGCCCAGAAUGAAAUACCAGUUAAAUUGGGCAAAGUAGAUGCUACUAUUGAGAGUGACUUAGCUGAACAGUUUGGUAUCCGAGGAUAUCCAACUUUGAAGUUCUUUAAAAGUGGAAAACCAAUUGACUACUCAGGUGGCCGAACUAAGGAUGAAAUCAUCCAAUGGGUAAUAAAGAAGUCUGGCCCAGCUUCAAAAGCUUUGAACUCAGAAGAAGAAUUCAAAUCGUUCAUCGAGGGAAAACAUGUUGCUAUUGUUGGUUAUUUCGAAAAUUUGGAAUCAGAUGCAGCAAAAAUAUUUUCAGAACUGGCUGAUUCUGUUGAUGAUCAUCCAUUUGGUAUUGUAUCAGAUUAUUCUAAAUUUCCUGAUUUAGAACACAAGGAUACAUUUGUUUUAUAUAAAGAUUUUGAUGAAAAGAAAGUUGUAUUUGAAGAAGAGAUUUCCAAUGUUGAAGACAUCAAGACAUUUAUUUUUGUUCAUUCAUUGCCUCCUAUUAUAGAAUUCAACCAAGAAACUGCCCAAAAAAUAUUUGGUGGUCAGAUUAAGAGUCAUUUAUUACUCUUCUUAUCUAAAAAAGAAGGACACUUCGAAAAAUUCAUUGAUAACAUUAAGCCUGUUGCACUUGACUUCAGAGGAAAAAUUGUGUUUGUUACUAUUGAUGCUGAUGAAGAAGAACAUCAAAGGAUUUUGGAGUUCUUUGGAAUGAAAAAGAAUGAAGUACCAAGCAUGAGAGCAAUCAAACUUGAAGAUGAUAUGACCAAAUUUAAACCAGAAUCUUCCGAAUUAACUGGAGAAAAUGUAAAGAAAUUCGUCUCAGAUUUUGUUGAAGGAAAAGUUAAGCAACAUUUACUUUCUGAAGAAUUACCUGAAGAUUGGAACAAGACCCCAGUCUGGACUUUGACUGCUACUAACUUUGAUAGUGUAGCUUUAGAUUCAACUAAGAAUGUUCUUGUGGAAUUUUACGCCCCGUGGUGUGGACAUUGUAAACAGCUCGCUCCAAUUUUCGACAAAGUUGGAGAAUAUUUUGGUGAUAAAGAUGAUAUUAUCAUUGCCAAAAUGGAUGCUACAGUUAAUGAACUUGAGCAUACCAAAAUUUCCAGCUUCCCCACACUAACCUUCUAUCCAAAGGGAGAUAAUCCAAAAGCCAUUGAAUAUAAUGGAGACAGAACAUUAGAAGCAAUCAUUAAGUUUAUUGAAGCUGAUGGAAAACAAGAAAGUUCUUCUAGCACAUCGAGUGAGGAAGGAGAAGAAGAAGAAGAAGAACGUGAGAAGCCUAAAGAUGAGUUGUAGAUACUAAUUGUAAAGAAAUGUUUAUAAUUAUUAUUAAUUUUUUUGUUCCAUCUUACUCGUGAAAAACUUCAGCACAUUAGAGGUUCAACAAUUGAACUAAUAUCUAAUUGUGUAUAUAUAGCUAAUUUUGGUUGUAUUUGCAUUAUUUAAUUUCUACAAAAUUGGUAUUAUUACAAUUGUAUGAAAAACAAUUUUAAUUUAAUUUUCAUAAUGUACCCUUUCUCAAGACUGUCAUAGAUGGUUCUGAAAUUGACUUCUUAAGAACCAUAUUAUUUUAAAUCAAUGUCUAUGAUGUUUCUUUGAUAAGUAAAAUAAAAAUAAUAAAAUUAAUA